Molecule: messenger RNA, 2037 nt
Organism: Closterium sp. NIES-65
Lineage: Eukaryota; Viridiplantae; Streptophyta; Zygnematophyceae; Desmidiales; Closteriaceae
Source: the annotation of a GenBank genome assembly
AUGGACCCGUAUUCUAACCCUAAUCAGGCUUAUACAAAAGGAGGUGCUGGUAAAGGACCGCCGGGGUCUGGUGAGAUGGGGCACGGUGGGUCUCGGUCGAGCUAUCAGCCGUCGCCGCGGCAGCCGCCGCUUCCUUCCCCCAUGGGGCAAGGCGGGGGAGGUGACAGCUGGGGGAGCUACCAGCAGCAGCAGUACCAGCAGUACCAGCAGCAGCAACAGCUGCUGCAGCAGCAGCAGCAACAGCUGCAGCAGCAGCAGCAGCCGCCGUAUAAGCAGGCGGCGAUUGUGUCUCCCUCGUCUUCGUCCGACCAUUCAGGGUUUCAGCUUCCGCCCAUGCCGGCACCCAGUCAAAACAAGCUUCAGCAGCAACAGCAGCAGCAGCAACAACAGUACUACCAGCAGCAGCUGGAGCAGGCGCAUGCGGCGCAGCAGCAGCAGCAGCAAGCGGCGCAGCAGGCGGUGGGUCAGAGGUCGAGGCAGGCAAUGGACGCGCACACGGCCGCAGCAGCGCAGCGCGCCAUUGCCGCGCGGAAAGCCCGCCAGAGCGAGUUCGGGCCGCCAACCGCGCCUGCUGCGCACACCCGCUGCGGCUCCCCCCCGCCCCUGGACCCCGCGGGGACCUCAUGCGGGAGUGAUAUCGGCGUUAGUGUGGGGCGGGGGACGGCUGGCGGAGCGGGCGGAAUGGGCGGAGGGGGGAGAGGGGCAAGCGUUGGGAUGGGCGUGCAAGAGGCGGAGUGUGGGCGAGUGUUUCCCACGAGCUCGUCCAGUGAAGACGACCGGACCCAACAGGAGAUGGGAGAAGGCAGCAUGACUGCAGACGGAGGAGGGUGGGGCGAAGGAGGAGGAGGCGUGGGCGUGGGAGGGGGAGGGGGAGGGGGAGGGGGAAGGGGGGCGGAAGGAGGGGCAGGGACACUGUCAGUCAUAACGGGCCGUCCGCCUUCCCCGCUAAGCACAAGGCGGCCCCCUUUGGGCUCCCCUGUUGCGACGGCAGCAGCAGCAGCAGCAGCAGCAGCAGCAGCAACAGCAGCAGCAGCAGCAGCAGCAGCAGCAGCAGCAGCAGCAGCAGCAGCAGCAGCAGCAGCAGCAGCAGCAGCAGCAGCAGCAGCAGCAGCAGCAGCAGCAGCAGCAGCAGCAGCAGCAGCAGCAGCAGCAGCAGCAGCAGCAGCAGCAGCAGCAGCAGCAGCAGCAGCAGCAGCAGCAGCAGCAGCAGCAGCAGCAGCAGCAGCAGCAGCAGCAGCAGCAGCAGUUACAAUACCAGCAACAGUCAGCGGACAGGCUAGUAGUAGCUUUGGGCAGUUUGGGUUCGGUGGUGCUCCAGGCAGUGAGAGCGGAGGAGGCGGAGUAGGCAGUGGAGGAGGAGGAGGAGGAGGAGGAGGCGGAGUAGGGGUAGGGGGAGGAGGGGGAGGGGUAGGGGGAGGAGCAGCAGCAGCAGGGGCUGGGGUGUUUCGACGCAUGGGGUCGGCAAGAAUGGCAGGUGGUGGUGGUGCUUCUGCUUCUGUGGGCGGGGCCGUGGCUGGGACGCUGCUAGCAGGAGUGGGAAGCUCCUCCUUCCGCCGCAGACCCGCAGGAGAAGCUUCAGGUGCUGCUGCUGCUGGCGAUGCAGAGGAGGCGAGGCCGCCAAUGAGAAGGAGUUGGACAGGGGGGGAGCAGUACCGGCGGAAGAUCUGGGUGAACGGGCAGGCCGUUCCGGACCAGCGGGUGGUGCAGGCCGAGCAGAGGAUCGGACCCAUCGACCCGGGGAAAUACUGGUACGACAUCCGAGCUGGCUUCUGGGGAGUCAUGGGCGGGCCAUCUCUUGGUGUACUGCCGGCGUUCAUGCACGAGUUUGGAAACCACCCAUUGGAAAAGGACUGCUCUGGAGCGGGCGGCAAGACUCGGGUGUAUGUGAACGGGCGGGAGGUGCCGAAGAAGGAGUUGACUGCGUUGACCAAGAAGGGCCUGCUGCACCUGCCAGGGGCGAAUUACACUCUGGAGGCGGAUGGCACGGUGGUCGAUAAUGUGUCGGGCAAGGCCAUGCGCUCCAUUGGGAACCUGUGA